Molecule: messenger RNA, 1485 nt
Organism: Raphanus sativus (radish)
Lineage: Eukaryota; Viridiplantae; Streptophyta; Magnoliopsida; Brassicales; Brassicaceae
Product: F-box/kelch-repeat protein At4g38940-like
Exons: 2
Coding region: 160-1260 (366 amino acids)
Molecular function (GO): protein binding
Source: RefSeq, a predicted model, not a curated record
CUUUUUAACAUAAACCUCCCCCCUCCCUCCAUGCAUCUUCUCUUGGCAACUCUUACUGGUAGUCCCUUUUGCUCUCUGUGCGAGAAACCCUCCCUGAAAAGUUCCUUCUAGCUGCUUGCAGGUAUUUUCUGAGACUCAUUCAACCACAGCUGUUUCACGAUGUCUGAAUUAAUGGAUAAAUUCUUGGAGCUGUCAGUGUCUCCUCUGAUUCAGUCACUUCCAGACGACGUAACCCUUGACAUCGUGGCUCGUGUGCCCAGAAGCCAUUACCCGACACUCUCCCUCGUCUCCAAGAAGUUCAGGAAUCUCAUCGCCUCGUCUAAGCUCUACAAGAGACGAUCUCAGCUAGGCAUCACCCAACACCGUCUCUAUGCUAUCCUCCGUAACCGCAACACGAACGACUGCCGUUUCUACAUCCUCCACCGGAAACUCAACUCUAGAAACCGCUUGGUCGUCGUCCCAUCACUUCCUCCCAUGUCUUACCGUGGAAGCUUUGUCUCGGUGGGUUCCAAGGCAUAUGUGUUCAACGAUGUUGAUGCCCUCUGCAUUGACUGUACCUCCCACACGGUGCAGCCCAUCUCUGACAUGCCUCAGCGCUUCGCGGCGUCUCCCAUGUGUAGUAAACUUGCUAAUGUCAUCGGAGAGAAGGUUUACCUGAUCGGUGAUUCCGCAUUCACUUGGGAGCGUGGGAUGUCGUGGAGGAAAACAGUGAUGGUGCUUGAUACGGUAACGCAGACGUGGGAGCCGGUGAUAAAGAAAGAAAACAUGCGCGUUGGUGCUCUUUGGUCUGAUGCUGUGGUGAUGGAGGAUAAGAUUUACAUGAAAGGUUUUAGGAAUAACUGUUCUAUUGUUUACGGACCAGAGGAAAACAAGUGGGACUUGAUGGGAGAGGUGUUGAACUCUAAGGACUGGGAGGGUGGGUGUGUGGUUGAUGAUGUCCUCUACUUUCUUGAUUGUUCAGGGAAGGCGUUGAGGGCCUUUGACCCAAAGCAGACCCGCUGGAGUGUCGUCAACGGUUUGGAUGAGUUUCUGGCUGUCGAGACUGCCCAGUCAAAGUGGCCUAAUGCGGUGAAGUGCGGUGAGAAGAAGAUGGCUCUCUUCUUUCCUAAGAAACAUGACGGCAAGGAGGUCAUUUGCUGUGCGCAGAUUGCUUUGGAAAGGCGUCAAGGUGGAGAGAUUUGGGGUAAGUUGGAGUCUUGUGAUGUUGUCGUUGAGGAUGGGCUGUUUGAUAUGGUCAAAUGUGUGGCUGUCACGGUUUGAUGCAGAGUAAUAAUCUCUCUAUUUAGAUCCCUUCGUAUUUUUAAUUAUCCUAAAUGCCACGGGCUGGUGUGUGGUUGUACGUUUGCUUAGCAUCGUUAGUGUAAAGACAAAACCUUGAGAGCGUGUUGUUGUUUUAUGUUGUCCUUUCAAACUUGUGCUAUGUUCUGUUAAAUUUGCUAUGUUUUAUUCUUGAAUCGUUACAUGACGUUUGCAUCGUCACGGCUU